AGAUAACAGACAUCUGGGGAUCUCUCACGGUGGAUCGUGAGGACUUGGACAAUAAAUAAACGAGUGAGAUCUUGAACUGAGUUUUCUGCUUUCUAUCGAGGUAUUGUCAACAUGUCUAUCGUUGCCUACAUUUCUCUUCUGUGUUUUGCGGUGGUCUACGCCCAUCCCAGCAAUAGCGACCAAGCAGACAAGAGGAAUCUGGUAGAACUAGGUGUAUUGCUGCAUACAGUCACAGGGCAUGCUCUGGAUUACAACGGAUACGGAUGUUACUGUGGGUGGGGAGGUGCUGGUACCCCCGUUGACGCCGUAGAUAGGUGUUGUCAGGUGCACGACCAGUGCUACGGCACAUUGAGCGCAUCAGGCUGCUCCCCCAAACUUUCGACCUACCACUAUACUUGUUCGGGUCAUUCUUGUCAUUGUAACAGCCAAACAUCUUCAUGUGAGGACAGAACUUGUAAAUGCGACAUCGACUUCGCCAACUGUGUGGCCGCACAUCCCUACAACGAUAGGUACCACAACUACGACCACAGCAACUGCUAGAACCUGAAUUAACGAAUAAAUUUUCAAGCUCUCUGUGGAUUAGCUGGUACCACACCAUCUGCUAGCACCAAAAGCCUUCUAAUAAAUGUAUGAUUUUGACCA
This is a messenger RNA of Physella acuta, 642 nucleotides long. RefSeq names its product basic phospholipase A2 PA-5-like. Gene Ontology annotation, molecular function: phospholipid binding; calcium ion binding. The record is from RefSeq and is a predicted model, not a curated record. NCBI's taxonomy places the organism in Eukaryota, Metazoa, Mollusca, Gastropoda, Physidae. Gene Ontology annotation, biological process: lipid catabolic process; arachidonate secretion; phospholipid metabolic process.